Molecule: messenger RNA, 990 nt
Organism: Quercus lobata
Lineage: Eukaryota; Viridiplantae; Streptophyta; Magnoliopsida; Fagales; Fagaceae
Product: protein WRKY1-like
Exons: 3
Coding region: 1-990 (329 amino acids)
Biological process (GO): regulation of DNA-templated transcription
Molecular function (GO): sequence-specific DNA binding; DNA-binding transcription factor activity
Source: RefSeq, a predicted model, not a curated record
AUGAAAGAAGCUUCAAGUGUGUGUUUUUCAAUGACCCAAAGAUGGAAUUUCAAAGUUCAUGAGGUUGCUCAGAAUAGUUUCCGACAUGCCCAUCGCCUUUUGAGAUGUAUUUCUGAUCAAAAUCACAAAAGAAGCAUUCAGGAAGUAAGCCUGAUUGCUCAGGAUGCAGAAAAUGAGUUCAGAAAACUGCUCACACUCCUUGAUGGAUCAAUGUCAUCAGAUUGUAGGAGGAUCAGAAAGGGUCCCUUGCCAAAUUCCCAUGACAUAAACCCGGCUGAACUGAUGGACAGUCCAAAUUCUUCACCCCAAGAUUUCACAUGCAAUUCAACUCAAACCUGCAUAGUCAGAGAGUUAUUUCCCCUUCAGAGUAAUAAAUCACCAACUGCUUUGAUCCAGAGUGACAAUUUCAGCUUAUGUAGGCAUAAACAUAAUCAGGAAUUACAGCAAUGUUACUCUCAAACAAAUAUUGUUGCUAAUAAAUCUAUCACGGUGCAGAGCCAAUUCUCAGAACAUAGCACUUCUUUGAUCAGCAUGGAUGGAAGUAGCAUUGACAAGCAGACAAUUCGCUUCUCAUCAUCAGAAACUUUGGCUUCGCCGGAUGAAUCCUCCAUGUUAUCUUACAAGAGGAAGUGUGAAGUGAAAAGUGGAGAUAGUACAACAUGCGUUGUCUCAACAGGUGGAUGUCAUUGCUCCAAGCAAAGGAAACUGAGAAUAAAGAGAGCAAUUACAGUUCCAGCUUUAAGCAAUAAACCAGCAGAUAUACCUCCUGAUGACUACUCCUGGAGGAAGUAUGGGCAGAAGCCCAUAAAGGGAUCUCCACAUCCAAGGAGCUAUUACAAAUGCAGCAGCGUGAGGAGCUGCCCUGCAAGAAAGCAAGUAGAACGAUGUUUGGAGGAUCCUACCAUGUUGGUUGUGACAUAUGAAGGAGACCAUAACCACCCGAAAAUUGCUUACCAAACACCCAGCCUAAUGACUCAGGUCCAUCACUAA